AUGAAUGGGAAGGAAACAUACCCGAAUAAUAUCCCUAGUAUUGCUGAGACGAUUGAACCUGGUAUCACGAUCCCGAUAUAUGAUGACACUGCUAGUACACUGACACCAACUGAUCAAUCACCACAAAAGUUAGGCUCGUAUAGAUCGAAAGCUGGAAGAUUCUCGAAUAAGUUUAGCAAUAUUCUGCCGUCUAUUAGUGCGAAGCUGCAUCAUUCUUCGAAAAAGACUUUACCUCAGGACAAAGAGAAUCAUUUAAACGCUGGAAGUAGUGACACAUCCGUUUCUUCAUUAAGUACAAGACAUGCAUCAGCAAACAAUGCAGAUUCGUUGAAUAAAGAGAAAGCGAAUGUUAUUCCAAUGACUGGUGUACCUUAUGGUGCUGGAAUAAGAUUAUCUAACGAACAUGAUGAUAGAUUGGUUCAGUUUCCUUCUGCUUCACCUUCUAAAAAUGGUCCCAUCUCAUCUUCUCAUAAGCAUAGCACAUCCUCGAAUAACAACAAUAAUGUCUCUGUGAAUACAACUAAUGAUCAAUUGCAAAAACAAUUAUCAAGGACAAGAAAUAAUACUCUAGCUUCCCAAUAUACAUCUUUAUCUCUGCAUCCAUAUAAUUCAGCAGGUACAGGUAAUUUAUGGCCUACUUCCAGUGCAACAAGUAACGUUCAAAAUCAAUAUCAUCAACACAAUAGUAGUUACGAUUUGAAUAUGAAUAUUAAUUCUCAAAAUACAGCUUUAACUCCUUCAUUUGAUUAUGGUUAUGGCUCCUCUUCAUAUUUUAAUGUUCCAUUAAUGAAAUCAAGCACAAAUUACGAUCCUUAUGACUCUUCAAAUAAUAAUACCCAUAACAUUAUAGGUAGUAACCUAAAUAAUAAUAGUAAUAACAACAAUAAUAACAAUAAUAAUACUAACAACGCAUUAGGUGGUCAAGGCGAUCCAUCAAUUUGGUCACCAGAUGCCGUAGCAAGAAAAAGAUCCCAAUCUAUGGCGACCCAAGUUCAUCCAGAGGCAUAUUAUGUUCAACAACCGUUACCUGGUGUGAUUCAAAAUUCUGAAGCAACCAAACAUCUAAAUAUUGAUCAAAUACAAUUUCCUUUUGAUAAGAUGGAUCAAUUCCAAUAUAAUAAAAAUUAUAGAAACCCAUUACAAGAAAUUCCUUUAACAUCAUCUCCUUUAUUAAUGGAUGAUAUUGAUCCUAGAUCAAUCAGUUGGGUGACAACUAAUAGUAUAGUACCCCCAAUCAAUCAGAUUAAUUCGUUAUUACCAACUAACGCCAUUGCAUUAACCAACAUAUACCCUCUACAACAGACUGAACCUCAAUAUAUCAACACAGUGAAUUUGACUAGUACUUCUCUUGCAUCUAUUUGUAUGAAAUUUGGUAAUGUUAUAUCUGUACGGACUAUAAGAGACCUAAACAUAGCUUUAGUGGAAUUCGAUUCUAUCGAUAUCGCAAGAAAUGCAUUGGAAUCACUUCAAGGAAAAGAUAUCUCUAUUCUAGGAUAUUCUUCAAGUAUUUCAUAUGCUAAGAUAUUACCCCUUUAUCAUCAAGCUCAACCAAACAAAGGACCAAAUGCGGCUCGUAGUUUACUCCAAGAACAAUUGGUUAAUGGUUCCAUAGUAUUCCAUCAACAAGGUUCAACACAGAUACCAAUACUUCGCAGUCAGCUCAAUGAAAAUAAAACGAUGCUUCCACAGAAAAUCCAACAGCAACAGCAACAACAACAACAACAGCAGCAACAGCAGCAGCAGCAACAUACUGUUAUGUUACAAAACAUGUCUAACAAUACAAAUAGUACUCAGAUUACAUUACCUGUUGAAAAUGAGAAAUGCCCCUUCUCAUUACCUCCACCAACCAUACAAGUACAAAAUGACUUACUAAAAACUAUUAUAAACGACUUCAAAGUCCCACAUGACCAAGGGAAAACAUCUCAUAUUUUGAUAAGAGCGUUAAAUAUUAAGGAAACUGUUGACCUAUCUGAUUUUGGUCCAACACCUGAACCAUUAACCUCGCGUCAAUUUCAGACUCCAAAAUUACGUGAAAUUCGUAAAGCUAUUGAUUCAAAUUCAUUAAGUGAUGUUGAGAUUGAACAAUUAGGUAUGGCCAUGUUAGAUGAGUUACCAGAAUUAAGUUUUGAUUAUCUAGGUAAUACUAUUGUUCAAAAGAUAUACGAUAGAUCAAAUGAUAUCAUAAGAGAUAUUAUCUUGAGAAAGAUAUCCAAAUAUUUGACUUCGUUAGGUAUUCAUAAGAGUGGUACGUGGGUAUGUCAAAAGAUGAUCAAAUUAGCUCAUAAUCCAAGAGCUCUUUGGUUAGUUACUGAAGGUAUCAAGGAUUACUGCACCGCAUUAUUUAAUGAUCAAUUUGGUAAUUAUGUUAUUCAAGAGGUACUUAAAUUUGGUGUUCCAUGGAAUAAUUUUAUAUUUGAAAGUAUUCUAGGUAAUUUCUGGACCAUUUGUAGGAAUAAAUAUGGUGCAAGAGCUAUUAGAGCAUGUUUGGAAGCCACAGCAAUAAUCACUACGGAACAAACAUUAAUAAUUAGUUCAAUGAUUGUUGCAUAUGGUGAAUAUUUAAUUACAGAUAAUAAUGGUACAUUAUUAAUAACAUGGUUAUUAGAUACAUGUCAAUUUGAUGAAAAAUAUGUUGCUUUAACUCACAAGAUUGUUAGUAAUAUUGCAACAUUGUGUUGUCAUAAGCUUGGUUCUUUAACCGUAUUGAAAAUAUUAAACUCUAGAGGCAAUGAAUCAUGUCGAACAUUGAUAUUAGAUGAAAUCUUUGGAGAUAAUAUUAAAGAUGGAAAUAACCGUGAUCUAGUAUUGAUUAAAAUAUUAAGUGAUUCAUCAUACGGGCCAACUUUUAUGCAUAAGUUAUUAACUUCAAGAUUAUUAGAUGAUGAUAUUAGAGUCACUGUGGUUGAAAGAAUUCGUAAUGUUAUUCUGGAGAAUAAUAUAUCACAACAAAAUCAUAAAUUAAUGGAAGAAGUUGGAUUAGUUUCAGUAAAUACCACAAAUAAUAACAACAACAACAACAACAGUAACACAGAAAGAUCACCAAUGAAACAUAAUAGAAAUUCCGGGUUACAACAUAUUGCAUACAACCAAGGAUUAAAUGAUGUAUCAUCAAGAAGAAUGAGAGGUUUAUCUGCAUCAAGUGUACGUAGCAACAAUGGACUUCCGGGGAUCAAUAUUCAACCAAUGACACCAGUUGCUAUGAAUACUACUAACAAUAAUAUGGGACCAUAUAAUGGGAAUAAUAACCAGAAUGUAAAUGUUAAUGAUGAAACAUAUCUACAAUAUGAUGGAAAUAAUAACAACAAUAACUUAUCUAUUCCAUUUAACGAAUUAUCAUUGAAUCGUACAAUUAGUAGUGAUACUGGAGAUAAUAAUAUUAAUAACAACAACAGCGGUUCAAGAUUGAAUAGUUAUGGUUUUUAG
Maudiozyma saulgeensis is the source of this 3423-nucleotide messenger RNA. The record is from the annotation of a GenBank genome assembly. NCBI's taxonomy places the organism in Eukaryota, Fungi, Ascomycota, Saccharomycetes, Saccharomycetales, Saccharomycetaceae.